CCUGCUGCCUGUGUUCUGGAGAAGUAUUGUUCUUUUACCAUGGGAAGUGGCGCCUCAACCCAACAUCAUUUUGCUUUCCAGAAUGCAGAGAAAGCCUUCAAGGCAGCGGUCCUGAUCCAGAGGUGGUACCGGCGCUACAUGGCACGCCUGGAGAUGAGGCGCCAGUGCACCUGGAGUAUCUUCCAGUCCAUAGAGUACGCUGGGCAGCAAGACCAGGUCAAGCUCCACGAUUUCUUCAGCUACCUUGUGGAUCACUUCACCCCCAGCAGCCACAAUGAGAAGGACUUCCUGAGCCGCAUGUUCACUGAGGAGAGAGUGCCCCAGGACUCUGAGAUGGAGAAAUGCAGUGACUAUGAAUCCAUAGAGGUGCCAGACAAUUACACGGGGCCACGCCUCUCCUUCCCACUCCUUCCUGACCAUGCAAUGGCCCUGGUAGAAGCCUUCAGGCUGAAACAACAGCUACAUGCUCACUACGUCUUGAAUCUUUUGCAUGAGACCAGAAAACAUCUGGUACAACUGCCAAACAUCAACCGGGUCUCAACCUGUUACAGUGAGGAGAUCACAGUGUGUGGAGAUUUACAUGGCCAAUUGGAUGACUUAAUAUUUAUAUUUUAUAAGAAUGGCCUCCCAUCACCAGAGCGAGCCUAUGUGUUCAACGGUGACUUUGUGGAUCGAGGCAAGGAUUCACUAGAGAUCCUGAUGGUUCUUUUUGCCUUCAUGUUGGUUUACCCCAAAGAGUUCCAUCUUAACCGAGGAAACCACGAGGACUACAUGGUGAAUUUACGAUAUGGCUUCACCAAGGAAGUGAUGCAUAAAUACAAGGUGCAUGGCAAGAAAAUACUAAAAAUACUGCAAGAUGUUUUCUGCUGGCUUCCACUGGCCACUCUGGUUGAUGAGAAAGUCCUGAUUCUUCAUGGUGGGGUGUCAGACACGACGGACCUAGAGCUUUUGUCUAAACUAGACAGGCACAAGAUUGUUUCCACCUUGAGGUGCAAAACAAGAAAAGAGAAUGAGAAGCAGGAGGAGGAGAAGGGAAAAGCCAAGCAGACGAGCUCUGCAGGGAGACCCUCCCCAUGGUUUCUUCCCCAGAGCCACCCUCUCCCCUCUUCACCCAUUUGCCUCAGCUCCCACCAGACACACAAAGCUGGACGCUCCUGCAGCGUCCCCUGCUGUGGCCCUCUGGACCCCAGAGAGCUCUCCCGGCAGGUGAGGCGCUCCGUGGACCUGGAGCUGGAGAGAUGCUGGCAACAAGCUGGCUUCCCGGUGAUCAAGGAGAAGGAGGAGCCCUGGCUCUUCAUGGCAGACGCCGACUCUGAAGCUAGGGAGCUGCUGGAGCCCACUCGGGAGGAGUGGAGGCAGGUCGUAGAUAUACUGUGGAGUGAUCCCAUGGCUCAGGAGGGCUGCAAGGCCAACACUGUUCGAGGAGGAGGCUGUUAUUUUGGGCCAAAUGUGACAAAACAGUUGCUACAGAAAUACAACCUGCAAUUCCUGAUCCGCUCACACGAGUGCAAGCCCGAAGGCUAUGAAUUCUGCCAUGGCCGCAAGGUGUUAACCAUCUUCUCUGCCUCCAACUACUAUGAAGUUGGCAGUAACAGAGGGGCCUACGUCAAACUGGGGCCAGCCCUGACCCCACACAUUGUACAGUAUCAAGCUAACCAGGCAACUCACAGACUGACCAUGAGGCAAAGGAUUAGCCGAGUAGAGGAGUCAGCUCUAAGAGCUCUGCGAAACAAGUUGUUUGCUCAUUCCUCAGAUCUUCUUGAUGAAUUUAAGAAGCAUGAUAAAGAUAAAACUGGUGUAAUCCCCCUGGGGAAAUGGGCCGCAGCCGUGGAGUCCGUGCUGCGCCUAGGACUGCCGUGGCGGGUGCUGAGGCCACAGCUGGUGAACAGCGCGGCAGGUGCCAUGCUGCACUACGAGUCCUGGCUGGAGGACGUGGCCAAAGAACAACCGAAUUACAAGAAUGUACAGUCAAGUUUGCUGGAAACACUGUAUCGAAACCGAUCCAACCUGGAGACCAUUUUUAGGAUCAUAGACAGUGAUCAUUCAGGGUUCAUCUCAGUGGAUGAGUUCAGGCAGACUUGGAAGCUGUUCAGCUCUCAUAUGAAGGUCGACAUCACAGACGACUGUAUCCGUGACCUUGCCCGGAGCAUUGACCUCAACAAGGACGGCCACAUCGACAUCAACGAGUUCCUGGAGGCCUUCCGCCUUGUAGAGCAAUCCUGCUCAGAGGGCAGGGACUCAGACUGCCCUCAGGCCCCGACCGCCACUGGGAGUGGCUCCAGCAGGCCAGGAGCGCACUAG
This is a messenger RNA of Pteronotus mesoamericanus, 2301 nucleotides long. It is a transcript of the gene PPEF2, whose product is annotated as protein phosphatase with EF-hand domain 2. Gene Ontology annotation, biological process: detection of stimulus involved in sensory perception; negative regulation of MAPK cascade. Gene Ontology annotation, molecular function: calcium ion binding; manganese ion binding; iron ion binding. The record is from RefSeq and is a predicted model, not a curated record. Lineage: Eukaryota; Metazoa; Chordata; Mammalia; Chiroptera; Mormoopidae. The transcript has 16 exons. Bases 40 to 2301 code for a protein of 753 amino acids.